This is a messenger RNA of Apus apus (common swift), 5742 nucleotides long. RefSeq names its product serine/threonine kinase 10 (gene STK10). The record is from RefSeq and is a predicted model, not a curated record. The coding region runs from base 19 to 3051 and encodes 1010 amino acids. Gene Ontology annotation, molecular function: protein serine/threonine kinase activity; ATP binding. Gene Ontology annotation, biological process: protein phosphorylation. Lineage: Eukaryota; Metazoa; Chordata; Aves; Apodiformes; Apodidae. The transcript is spliced from 19 exons.
GGCUCGGGCUCCGGCUCCAUGUGCGCGGCUGGAGGCGGCUCCGCUCCCCGCUCCCUCCUCGCCGCUCCCCGGGCGCGCAGCGGCUCCGGCUUCCCCCGGGGCAGGGGCGGGAGGCGGCUCCCGCAGCUCUCCGCAGCUCCCCGCAGCUCCGCCAUGGCUUUCGCUAAUUUCCGCCGCAUCCUGCGCCUCUCCACUUUCGAGAAGCGGCGCUCCAAGGAGUACGAGCAUGUCCGCCGAGACCUGGACCCCGGCGAGGUGUGGGAGGUGGUGGGGGAGCUGGGAGACGGCGCCUUCGGAAAGGUCUACAAGGCUAAGAAUAAGGAAACUGGUGCCUUAGCAGCUGCCAAAGUCAUUGAAACAAAGAGCGAAGAUGAACUGGAGGAUUACAUGGUGGAGAUUGAAAUACUGGCCACCUGCGACCACCGGCACAUCGUCAAGCUGCUGGGAGCAUUUUAUUGGGAUGGCAAGCUCUGGAUCAUGAUCGAGUUCUGCCCGGGCGGGGCUGUGGAUGCCACCAUGCUGGAGCUAGACCGGGGCCUGACUGAGCCCCAGAUCCAAGUGAUUUGCCGCCAGAUGUUGGAAGCUCUCCAGUACCUCCACAGCAAGAAGAUCAUCCACCGUGACCUGAAGGCAGGCAAUGUGCUCCUCACCCAGGAUGGGGACAUCAAGCUUGCUGACUUUGGAGUGUCUGCCAAAAACAUGAAAACCUUGCAGAAGCGAGACUCCUUCAUUGGGACCCCUUACUGGAUGGCCCCCGAGGUGGUGAUGUGCGAGACCAUGAAGGACACUCCGUACGACUACAAGGCUGACAUCUGGUCCCUGGGGAUCACGCUAAUCGAAAUGGCCCAGAUUGAGCCCCCCCAUCACGAGCUCAACCCCAUGAGAGUCCUGCUGAAGAUUGCCAAGUCCGACCCCCCGACGCUCAGCUGCCCUUCCAAAUGGUCCCUGGAGUUCAGAGACUUCCUGAAGACAGCGCUGGACAAGAACCCGGAGACCCGGCCCAGCGCUGCCCAGCUACUGGAGCAUCCCUUUGUCAGCAAGGUGACCAGCAACCGGGCCCUGCGUGAGCUGGUGGCCGAGGCCAAGGCUGAGGUGAUGGAAGAGAUUGAGGACAGUCGGGAGGAAGCAGAAGAUGAGGACUCAUCAGAGUCUGCCUCGCCCCCCGGGAAGCACAGGCGGGACCCCUCUGAGCUGAGUCGGCUGAGUUUUGAUGGGGAGAAGCCUCCAGACUCUUCUUUGCCCAAGGCAGUGAAUGGACCUGUGAGGACUGGCAAGGAGACCACAGAUGGACAGAGCAAUAAAGUAUCAGAGGAAAGGAUAAGCAGUGACAAUGACAAACUGGAGAGCAACCACUCCACAAAAACCCUUUCCAGCUCUGCCACCUCAGUGACCCAGGGCAAGCCAGAUAUCAUCUCACAGCCUGGGCAGCUGGGUAACUCAACAGAGGGGGACAAGCCUGGGUCCGGCAGCAAGGAGCGGAAGAGCAUCGGGGAGCGACCAGAGAGCAGCCACCUGGAGAACUUCACAGAGGAGAAGCUUUCCAAUGGGAGCUUGGAUCCCCCAGCUCCGUUCCUCAGCAGCCGCUCCAAAGGGGAUUCAGAUUCUGGCAGCACUUCAGCCUCUGAAAGCAUGGACCUCACCAUCUCCCUCUCGGCUGACCUGUCCCUCAACAGAGAGAGUGGCUCCAUCUCGCUAAAGGAUUCCCGGAUGCACAAGAAAACACUGAAACGCACCCGCAAGUUUGUGGUGGAUGGAGUAGAAGUGAGUGUCACCACCUCAAAGAUCAUCAGCGAGGAUGAGAAGAAGGAUGAAGAGAUGAGAUUUCUCAGGCGCCAGGAGCUGAGGGAGCUGCGUCUCCUUCAGAAGGAGGAGCACCGAAACCAGGCCCAGCUCAACAGCAAACACCAGCUGCAGCUGGAGCAGAUGCUCAGGCGCUUUGAGCAAGAAAUGACGGCCAAGAAGAAGUUCUAUGACACCGAACUGGAAAACCUGGAGCGGCAGCAGAAGCAGCAGAUUGAGAAGAUGGAACAAGACCACUCGCUGCGCCGGCGGGAGGAGGCCAAGCGCAUUCGCCUGGAGCAGGAGAGAGACCAUGUCAAAUUCCUGGAACAGCUGAAGCAGAUGAAGAAAGAGGUCAAGAACGAGGUUGAGAAGCUGCCACGGCAACAGCGCAAAGGGAACAUGAAGGUGAAGAUGGAUGACUUUGCCCAGAAAAAACAAACCAUGGAACAGGAGUUUUUGGCCAAGCAGAAGGAGGACAUGGAGCUAGCCAUGAAGAACAUAACUGCCCAGAACAAAAAAGAGAUCUGCGACAAGGAACGCGAGUGCCUGAACAAAAAGCAGCAGCUCAUGAGAGACCGGGAGGCAUGCAUCUGGGAUCUUGAAGAGCAUCAGCAACAGGAGAAGCACCAGCUUAUUAAGCAGCAGCUAAAGGACCAGUAUUUCCUCCAGAGGCAUGAGUUGCUCCGAAAACAUGAGAAGGAAAGGGAGCAAAUGCAGCGAUACAACCAGCGCAUGUUGGAGCAGCUGAAAAUCCGGCAGCAGCAGGAGAAAGCCCGGCUGCCCAAAAUCCAGCGGAGCGAAGGGAAGACGCGCAUGGCCAUGUACAAGAAGAGCCUUCACAUCCACUCCAGUGGGAGCGCAGCCGAGCAGCGGGAGAAGAUAAAACAGUUUGCUCAGCAGGAAGAGAAGAGGCAAAAAGCAGAGCGGCUGCACCAGCAGCAGAAGCACGAGACGCAGAUGAAGGACAUGCUGGCCCAAUGCGAGAGCAACACGAAUGAGCUCCAGCAGCUGCAGAAUGAAAAGUGCCACCUCUUGAUUGAGCACGAAACCCAGAAGCUCAAAUCCCUGGAUGAGAACCACAAUCAGCACAUGAAGGAGUGGCGGGACAAGCUGAGGCCACGGAAGAAGGCCCUGGAGGAUGAGCUGAACCAGAAGAAGCGAGAGCAGGAGAUGUUCUUCAAGCUGAGUGAGGAGUCAGAUGGACAGACCCCAGCAACCCCAACCAAACAUGCCAAGUUUGUUCCCUUCAGCUCCACAGAGAACUUGUAACACCCCACAGCUGGCAGGCCACCAGCUGAUACUUGCUGUGACCUCCUGGGCUGCAGGUGGGCCACUUGGACUUGGAAAACCUCUUGGCAGCCUCUUCUCACAGCAUCACCCUCCUGUCCCUUCACUCUGUCUGGGAUAAACGUGGCUCCUACACUGGGGGACACUGACUGGAAGUUUUGGUGGCUUUUCCAGGAGCUGGCCGGCUCAGCACAGCUCCAGCCUGGGAAUUCAGGCAGGCCCCUUGCUGUGAUUGUACUUGCACUGCUAGCUGGGUGUGUUGCCUUCACGUGAGCCUGGUGCUCACCAGGCUUGUCACCUCAGACUGAAACAAUAACUGCUCUGAACAGAAGGAACAGGUGAUGGCUCCUGCCUUCUGCACGCAGGUUUUCAGCUUCUCUUUCCACUGUGGCUGCUCUUAUUCCCAGUCCCCUGUCAGGCUAGUCUGGGGCAGAGCAGCUUUGACAUUUCCUUAUGUUAACCUUGGCCUUGUGGCACCCCAACACUUGCCCUAGAUUUAUUUCUAUCUACUGUGGCCCCUUUCUGCUCAAAGCAGUGAUAGCAAUUUGGAUUUUUUUUUUUUGCCUUUGAGGUGGGAGGAUUGUCUUCUUUUCUUUCCCCUUCUUCCCCAUACUGACUAUGCAGAAAUGGGACCAGCUGAGCGUCCUUCCAAAGAUGCUUCUGCUUCUUUGUUUGCUGUGGCUGCUCACACCACAUUCCCUCUGGCACUUAAGCAACACUAUCUUGUGAGAGACUGGACUAUGGCAUAAUUAAGCUGUUCAGCUGGCUGCAGGGUUUUCUCUCUUAAAGAAGUGGAUGUGCAUGUGCAGAGGGGGAGGUUGGUAAUGGUGCUCAGUCCUGCAGUGACACAGUGAGGUAUUGGUCACAGUCGUGUGCAUUUGUCAGGACAAGUGAGGGGCAGAAGGGUGUUAUUGCCAGAGUUCUCAUGAUCCACACAUGUGCUUUAGGUGUUUUUUUUUAAAUGUAAUAUAUGUGUUGGCCAUGUGGGUCAGCCAGCCUGGACACUCUGCAGUCAGGGUUAUGGGCUGCAAAGCAUCAUUUAGAAAGAACAAAGGAGUCUUGAAACAAGGGAUGCAAGGGAAAAGGAGAUACAAAGACAGGUCACAGUGGCUUAUUACUCUCAGCAUUGCUUUCUCCACUGGUGUAUCAUCAUUGUUAUUAUGUUUCUUGAAUUAUUCUCCUGGCAUUCAGCUUGGAGUCACACUGCAGAGUGGCAGAGCAGCUGCAGGUCCAGCCCUCUGUCCUUUCUGCUCUGUGGCAGGGCAUUUUGGCUGGGCUGCCUUCCUCCUCCUGCACGAGGCAGUGCUUGGCUGAGCUGCUAGGUAGGACUCAGAGCACACAUCUGGGUGGGGGGACAGAGACCUCACUGGGCAGCACCUUCUUCUUUACACAACCAAAAGGUGUAAGGUAGGACUUCAGUUUUUCUCUCAGUUAAUCUCUGAACAGCACUGUUUGCUUAGGCAAGAAAAAAUGUUUCUGUUUAAAAAAAAAAAUUGUUAUUUUAAAGACUCAUAUUGAUUUAGAGAAACAGGAAAAGGUGGUAUGUGAUGUGCUACAUUUCUAGGUACCUAGCUGAAGGAGUCAACCCCCAGGUCUUUAACACCUACAUACUUAUAAGCUUCCUGCAAACUAGCAAGACUACAUCCACUUGGCCCUUUCAGGUUUCUUAUGAAUCCACACCAUUAAUGUCUCUAUUAAUAAACAUGGCCUGGAUGGACACCUAAGGGCUGGGACCCUUUGCAAACAGACUGCAUAGCAGCUUUUCAGUAUAGGCCUGUCCUCCUAGGAGGACUGCCCAUCCCAUCUCCAAAAGUAUUGCCUGUGCCUUUCAGAUGAUAGCACCAGGUGGGGGGCUAGUGUAAAAAUCAAUGAAUGCAAAGAGUUGUUUCUGAACCAGGACAAUGUGGUGGUUUGAGACUUUUAAUUGCACUAGAAAUGUGUUACAGCAGCCUCAGGAGUUUUGUUCCUGGUCCCAUGGGAGUCAGGUUGGACAUACAUUUAUGAAAUGGUUGUUGCCACAGAAAUCAGUACCAGGUGCCUGUCCUUCAUGUGUUACAUGUGACUGGCAGAAAGGUGUCCUGUAGCAGUACUGUUCAGAACAUACCUCCUCCAGCUGAAGGGCAUUGCUGCCUCUGCCCUAUUCACCGGCCCAGGGAGUGUCUGUUCUGUCUGGAUCUUGUGCAGCCACGAGGAAGGAGACUACUCCUGGGGGCUUUUAAAGAGCUGAUGUGAUGCCUCCAUGGUAAACCGGUUGUCCCUUUCUCCAGACUAGCUUACCUGCAGCCUGGAGCUAGAGACAUAGUUUUGCUUUUGCUAACAGGGGGUGGGAAUAGUUUUGUCCCCUGCCCUCUCCCUAUUCUCUGUUCCCUCUCUGGGUAUGCCAGAGCUCUAGUACUAUGUCCCUCUCCCAGGAGAGGGCAGGGGAGCACAUCUUCUGAUUGUCAUGUUUACAGGGUGGUUAUUUCCUCCCCCCCUUUCAGAAGACAAUGUUUUGUUGUUUGCUAUUCCAAAGGAACCAUGAAUAAACCCAACUUGUUUUCCAGGGAAAAGGGGAUGCCAUUUUUUGCAAUGUGGCUUUGAAUAAAAAGUUUUUUUUAAUAUUUUGUAAAUUGUCUUCAGUGGGGCCACCGCUAUGAUGUAAAGACCCUUCUAAUAAAGUAACAGACUGAGAAA